Molecule: messenger RNA, 7168 nt
Organism: Chlamydomonas reinhardtii
Lineage: Eukaryota; Viridiplantae; Chlorophyta; Chlorophyceae; Chlamydomonadales; Chlamydomonadaceae
Exons: 4
Coding region: 143-5116 (1657 amino acids)
Biological process (GO): response to starvation
Cellular component (GO): nucleus
Molecular function (GO): protein binding; DNA-binding transcription factor activity, RNA polymerase II-specific; cis-regulatory region sequence-specific DNA binding
Source: RefSeq, a predicted model, not a curated record
UUAGUCGGGCACGCUUCAAGGAGGGACCUACACAAUGUCCGCCGAACGCAACGUUCCUCGCUUUAUGAUACUGGCUUGCCCUAGGUCGCUGUGGUCGCGUUAGCUGCUUUAGAAUCCCGGCUGUUAUAUCUGCGCCCUGGAAAUGGGCGCCUCGAGCAGCAAGGCGGAUUCCUCGGUCACUCGGGCCACUUCGCGACAUAGCGGCAGCAUCGACAAGGUCCUAAAAGGACUUGGACGCUCGGAUGUACGCGCCGUGGCCACCGAGGCUAGCGCUGGUCUUGAAAAAAAGGGCGAUGCCGAGGGCCUGACCGCAUUCGUUGAGUCGCAGGCCACGGCCGGCGUUUCCUUGCGGUGGCUCUGCCAUUUCCACGCCAACAGCUGCUCUGACCCCGGUGCAUGCGUCGCCCGGGUGUUUGCGGAGGAGCUGAGCGAGAAAGAGUCAGCUGACAUCGCGGAAUGUGCCGACGCGAACCUGCUGGUGCUGGUGCAUCCCAGCACGCCGUGGCUGGCGUUGCUACGAGCUUUGCUUAACCACAUGCGAUGCGACCUGAAGCAGGCGCUGAAAGCAGUGGCCCUUUCCGAUGUCGCGAGGUCACCGACCGCCUCGCGGCCAGCUCCGGGCUGCAGCACAGCGCGGAGCAGCGUCGAGGCCGCGGCUUGCUGGGGCCUGGACGCUGGCGCAGGCGCGGGCCCCGACUUGGCCCUAUACCACACGUAUGUACACCUGGACUUCUUGACCAACCCCUCGGAGAACAGCACCACCGGCCGCAGCAGCCGCGGCGGCCGCCCCUGGGGGCUAGGGCUGGAGGCGGCGCUGGCGGGUGCGGCCGGGCAGCCGGCGGUGCUGGUGGUGGUAGACUCGGCAGGCGCCAUCUUCAGGGAUCCCCGCGGCGCGCGGGCGCUCGCCGCCGCCCUGGCGGCACUGGGGCACUUGCCGCCGCCGAGCCCCGCAGCACCGCCGCACGCCGAUGGCACGACCGGUGGGGCUGCCACGCCGCUUGCGGCGGCGGCGGCGGCAGGUGACGGACACGAGGAUGCGCAAGGGCUGGGCGGCGGCCACGUGGGCGGCGGCGGCGCGCCGGGGCGGUUGCAGCUGGCCUCCGCGCUGCCGCCCGCCGACAUGGAGGGCGUCAUCCGCGGCUUUGGCGCCCUGCCAGUGGCGCUAGCAGCCGCCGGUGGGCACCCGCAGCCGCAGCCUCCGCCGCAGCCGCAGCCGCAGUCGCAGUCGCAGCCGCAGGCGGUGGUGCUGCCGCGUCCGUGCGCGGUGGUGGGCGACCUGUUGGCGGCGGCGCGGCAGCAGUACCAGCAGUACCUGCCCGUGCUGCACGGCGCCGCCCUGUACCACAGCCACAGCCACGCCCUGUGCGACGGCAGUGGCACGGCAGCGCUGGAGCGCCAGGGCACAAGCGGAGUGCUGAUGUCGCCGCCGCCGGCAGCAGGGGCGCCGCGGGUGCCGGCGGCGCCGGCUGGCGGCGGCGGCACGCCACCGGUGACGCCGCCAGGACAACUAGCACUGGGGGCGUCACCGCUCAAGCCGCAAAGCGUCUCUGUGGGCAUGGGCGUCGCGGGCACCGCGGGUGUUGCUGUCGCCCCAGCGCUGUUGCCGGGUCAGCCAGACAUGGGCGACGGCCCGGUGCGCGGCGACGGCCCCGGCAGCGAGAAGGGCAUCGCGCAGCUGCCAGGGGGCGGCACAGCGGUGGCGGCGGCGUCAGCGCCGGCGGACAUGAUGCUGAUGACGGCGGCGGCGCCGCCGCCGCCGCUGCUGCUGGCGGUGUCCCUCCCGGGUGCCGGCCCCGGCAUGGGCGGCCGGACGGGCUCGCGGAGCGGCUGCGCGCUGUCGGCCGCGGGGGCGCCGCCGGGCCCGCCGCCGCCGCCGCCGGGGGUGCUGGUGGGCCGCGGCGUCUCCGUGCGGCGGUCGGUGUCGUUCAACAGCGGUGGCGACCACGCCAUGCCGCCGGUGUCGGGUGAGUCGGCCCUGGGCGGCGCGGGGGCGCUACUAGGCCUGGAGGUGGUGAGCGUGGCCGCCGGCACCGCGCCCGGCGGCAUCGGGCCCGCCUCCGGCCCGGCGGCAUGCCUGGUGCAGUCGCUGACGCCGCCGGUCACGUCGGCCGCGCUGUCGCAGCUGUCGCAGCAGCAGCAACCGCCGCCGCUUCUGAAGCAGCACUCACAGCGGGCAGCGCCGCGCGCCGACCCGCCCCCCGUGCGGUACGGCUCCUUCAUGGAUCUGGCGGCGGCGCCGCUCACCGCCGGCGGCACGGCCCACGCCUCGACGAUUGACUCGUCGACCUCGUCCUCCCGGGGCGACGCCUUCACCGCCCUCACCUCGCCAGCCGCCGCCGCCGCCGCCGCGCCCACCGCGACGGCGCUGGAGGCCCUCCAACUGGCCAACGGCUCCAUCGCCAGCGCGGCGCCGCCGGGGCCCGACCAGCAGCUGGUGACGCAGCUGGCGCCGUACGCGGUGGAGGCGGCGCGGCGCUACGCCGCGCUUCUGGAGGCGGCGGGGCUGUGGCGGCCGGCGGCGGCGGCGCUGGAGGCCUGCCUGGCGGCGGCGGCGGCGCGGUGGGGGCCGCGCAGUGUGGGGCUGGCGGGGCUGCUGGCCCAGCUGGGUCGGCUGCAGCAGCUGCAGGGGCUGCAUGUGGAUGCCGAGGUCACCUGGCGCCAGGCUCUGGAGGCGUUGGAGCGCGCGCACGGCCCCCGCACGCCGCCCGCGCUGGCGGGGCAGGUGGCGCUGGCGGAGGUCCUCGCCAGCCUGGCCGGUGUGGGCGUCGGCGCCGGCGCCAGCCUGGUCGGCAGCGGCGCAAGCGGCGGCGGUGGCGGUGGCGGGGGUGGGCAGCAGGCGGCGGCGCAGGCGGAGGCGUUGCUGCGGGGCGCAAUGGCGGCGCUGGAUACCGCGCUGGGCCCGGCGGCGGCGGAGACGCUGGCGGCGAAGCGGGCCCUGGGCGGCUUCCUGGUGGGCGCACGGCGCUGGAUGGAGGCGGAGGUUGUGCUUCAAUCGCUGCUGGAGGCGGAGGAGGGGCCGGAGGGCAGCUUAGCGCGCGCGCUGCUGUCGCCGCAGCUGACGCAGCUGGCGCAGCGUCCGUCGAUGCUGCGGCGUGCCAGCACUUCCCUGCUGAUGUUUGGCGAGAGCGGCAGCGGCAGCGGCAGCGGCGGCGGCGGCGGCGGCAUGGGGAGGGCUCCGUCAAGGAACCCAUACCGCCAUUCGCCGGCCUCGAUUGGGGUGGCUGCAGCUGGCACUGUUGUGGUCGGCGGCGCCCGCCUUAGCAGCGAGGUCGAGGGCGGCGGCAACGAGCCUGCUGGCGGCGUCACUCGCACUGACUCACGGCGGCAGCGUGUGGCCUGGGCCAUGGAUGCCGGCUCCGGCAACGGCAGCGACGCCGCCGGCGCGGCGGACGCAGGGGUGGUGUCUGGCGGCGGCUCCGCCGCCGCCUCGCCGUCCGCCGCCUCCGGCCCCGCGGCCGGCAGCGGCUCCGGCGCCGCGGGCCGCCGCCGCGGGAGCGCGCUCGCCGCCUCCGCCUCGGACAGCGUCGCCGCCGCGGCGCUGCAGGCGCUAUCGCCGCCGUGGCAGGCGCAGGCUGCCACCGCCGCUGCCGCCGCGGCUGCCGCUGCUCCAGCGGGCGGGCCGCAGCCCGGUGCCGCCGACCCGAUCCUGUGGUCGCACGACGCCGCGGCACUUGCUGACGUCAUCGCCGCCGUACAGCGCGAGUACGGCGGCGUCAACCAGCUGUACGACGACCUCGACACCACGUCGAACGGCGCCAGUACGGGCUGGCGGCAGCCGCCGUACGGCGAGGAGAGCCCGGGCCCGGGCCCGGGUGAGAGCCGCGCCUGUUCCUUUAACGGCGGCUGCGUGAGCGAAGGCGUGCGGCUGCGGCGGCUGACGGACGCAGAGGCGCUUUACGCGGCCGCGCUGCGCGUGCGGCGCGCGGCGCUGGGGCCGAACCACCCGCAGACGGUGGAGCUGCAGCUGCGGCACGUGCGGCACCUGGCGCUUGCUGGCGAGCACGCCGCCGCCGAGGCCGCCUGCCGCGCCGCGCUGAAGUCCGUGCCGCGGCUGUCGCAGGGCUGCCCCUGCAGCUGCGACAGCGAGGCGGCUGGGGCUGGGGCUGGGGCUGGGGAAGGAGGAGCGGGUGGGGUUGUAGGAGGCGAGCAUGGCAGUGAGCGGGGCCGCCUGCCGCACACGAGCGAGGUGUCAGCGCGCCUGGCGUUGGGGUUGGUGCUGGCGGCGGCGGGCGCGCUUCCGGCUGCCGCGUCAGCGCUGGCGGCGGCGGCCGCGACGGCGGAGCUGCUGGUGGCGGCGGGCGAGAUGGCGGCGGCGGACGGGCGGCGGAUCGACGCCCUGGAUGCGCUGGCGGCGGUGCAAUGGCAGCGCGUGACGGCGGCGGCGCCAGGCGUGGCGGCGGCCGGCGCCGCUGCCAAGCCGCUGACGCGCGGCGGCAACACGGCUGUGUUGGAGCUCGGCCCUGGCGGCGGCGGCGGCGGCGGCGCGGGCAGCCCCAGCCCGAGCCCCAGCCCCAGCUUGGGCGUUGCCGCCGCGGGUGGUGCUGAUGCCUUGAGCUCCGGCGGGCCGCUGCGGCCCGGCAGCGCCGCGCUGCUCGCCGCGGCAGCCUCGGCGGUUCUUAGCGGCCCGCCGGCCCCUGCUGCUGCCGCCGGAUCAUGCUCACCAGGAGGUGAGCUGCAGCCCGAAUCGCAGCAACAGCCCCAGCAGCCCCAGCAGCAGCAGCAGCAGCAGCAGCAGCAGCAGCAGCAGCAGCAGCAGCAACAGAUGGAUGUGCGGGCGUUGCUGGAGCGCGCGAUUGACGCCAAGCGGCAGGCGCUGCAGCUGGCGGCGGUCAGCUGCGGCGGGCAGCACGAGCGGCUGAUGCGCGGCUGGGUGGUGCUGGGGCAGAUGCACGAGGCGGCGGGCGAGCUGGCGGCGGCGGAGCGCGCCUUUGCGGCCGCGGGCGAGGUCGCGCUGUACCGGCACGGCCGCCUGUCGGCGGCGACCAAGGCCGUGUUCCGGCACCUUCAGCGUGUGUACGGCGGGCAGGGCCGCAGCGCGGACGCCCAGGUUCUGGGCCACAUGUACCGCCUCACCGGCGGGCUGCUGUCGCGCAGCACUGGGCAGCUGGUGCGGUGAGGUGGCGGGAGGAGGAGGAGGAGGAGGAGGAGGAGGAGGAGGAGGAGCAGGAGGCUGGGGCGAAGGGCGGAGGCAGCAGGGGGCGGCUGGCUGCAGCGGUGUGUAGGUGGCUGCGUAUGUAAAGCGCACAGGCAUUCGAAUGGCGGGGGGAUGGUGUGUUGGGCUGCUGACGGCGAGCCUGUCAGAGCUUCAGUCCACAGCGCCAAGCAGGCACGCAGGCUAGGCUAACAAAGUAGCAAAUAGUUAAGCAUGAGCUGGUGGAGUGGGUUUGAUGUGUCCGACGCGUGGCCGUGCGGCCAUUGCUAGCUAGGCAGUCUUGUUGAACGCAAUCCGAUCGCUGUCAUGACACGGGCAGCGUUUAUUGAUGAAGCUGGCUUCCCUGCGGCGUGUAGGAGUAAACGCAUAGCACAUGCGCACUCGCAACACAGCGUUGGCAACAUUCCGGUUGAGUUUGCGAACUUGAGGUUGUGGCAUGCGUGCGGAGCGCCGCGCCUGGUGGCAUUUACAAUUGCUUUUGAAAUCGGGGUGAUCUGUUCUGGCGCACGGUCUCGCUUCUGCACCACCGCAAGGUGACUGUCGUCUGUCGCACGUCGCCACACCCCUGAUUACUAAGUAUAUGAUUGUCUGCUCGCCAUGUAAACUAUAUAAUGGUUUGGACACUCGUAUGCGCGCGAUGUAUGGAUGUGGCCAUGCGUGCUGAGCUAACGCUGCGGAGACAGGGCUGCGAGGUGGCGGGCACGCGAGAGCGUGCUUGUGCGGGCGCGUGGGUACCACAGCGCGCCUGUCCACGUCCUUUCCUUUGCGUUCAUGCUGCUUAGAGCAGUCGUGCGCUGACGCUGCUGAUGGUCAAAGGGUCACCGGCAAGUGAUGACCGAGCACCGGCGACUGCCACUCGGGCGCUGUGGCAAGGGGCAGGCGGAUGCAGGGUGCCGGUGGCUGCUGGGUCUGUCAAGCAGAGUCGCGAAGCGCUUGAUGACGGGUAUACCGUGACUGCUCCUGUCGGCGGCAGAAGAUGGAUAGCUCACUUGCAAUGCGGAAUGGACUAUUAUGCCCGAGGCCAUGAUGAGAUAACCGGCAUCAAGCUGAUGGUUGGCUGGCUGCGCGGCCUGGGCGUUGGGAGGAGCCAGCGGGCCGGUGCGGUGCUGUGCAGGUGUGGUUGCACUCGUGGCUUCUCGGAAAGAAGAACCUUGUUGCGAUGCACUCUUUUGCGAUGCGCUCGUGAUAUUGGAAUGGACUCAAUAAUGAUAAACUCGAUGCGUGUGAACUACUGCUACCUAUGGCAUGUGAGGGGACAGAGCCCGUGCCGGCGAGUGGCCCCUGCAGCGUUGUGGGGGGGGGGGCUGCAGUUAACAGCAUGCUCUUACAAUGUUUGCAACCGCGCGCCAUUUGAACCGCGCGCGGAUGCAUGCCCGUUGUUGUUUGGGUUGCAUACACAAGCAUGCAUGCACUGUGAGGAUCGACAUCCAUUUUAGGAGGAGCGUUGUGGUCGCGGGACGGAGGAAUGGCAUGUGGGGGGCUGCCUCUUAGACGCAGUUGCUUUGGUGCGUUAUGUGAGACUUCAUGCGAAGCGGCUCGGGGCUGGAUGCGGGUGGUCUAGUAAAAAACAGGGCGGUACUUGGGCAAAGGUGUUUGGGCACGGCUGCUCGUUUGGCUCAUGUGGCGCGUUCGUCAGGAGAAGUAGCAGGGACGCCUGCAGUUCUGCAUCAAUGUAUGUAACGUGUAAACUGUUCGACUUGACUCCAGUGCACAGUAUUGUGCGUCCUCAGCCGCCUCGAGCAGGCUUGGCAUAGGGCAAUGGGAAUCGAAUGGUUGACCGUUAACGGCCGACCGCGGUCGCCAGAAGUGCAGCGUACCGGCUGAUGUUAAGUGGGCAAUCAGCGGUGGCGCCGUGGCGGGGCCGCGAGAGCCGGGAGGGGAGCUGGGAGUAUGCAUGUUUCGCGGUGCAUCGGAUGCCUAGACGCAGUCGGCCAGUGUUGCUUUGCUCAAAGCACGCUGGCGCAAUGCCCACCAUGCCAGCUGCAUGGGGCGUGGACAGACUGGGCAUCGUCUCCU